Messenger RNA from Saccostrea echinata, 3093 nucleotides. RefSeq names its product muscle M-line assembly protein unc-89-like. The transcript is spliced from 4 exons. The coding region runs from base 1 to 3093 and encodes 1030 amino acids. The record is from RefSeq and is a predicted model, not a curated record. Lineage: Eukaryota; Metazoa; Mollusca; Bivalvia; Ostreida; Ostreidae.
AUGCCUGAGAAAACUCGGGCGGCACUGGGAGGGUGUCAGAGAUUUGAAUGUCGGGUGAUAGGAUACCCACGUCCUACGAUACAGUGGUUCAAAGAUGGACGUAACAUCACUAGAGAUGAUCGUUAUGAGUUUGACUAUUCUAUUGAGGGAAUUAUCACCAUGGUGAUUAGUAACGUGACGGAGAAGGACCAGGGUGUAUACUCCUGUAGGGCCGAGAACUCGGAAGGCUGGGCCGCCACUGCCGCUUACCUCAAUGUCAGAAUUGUAGAUGAACGAGUAGAACACGAGCUCAUGUCGGUCCAUCAGAUGAAAUUUGAGGUGGGCGGUCUCUAUGACCAACAGAACGACGACCAGAUCCCAUUAGACGCCCAGUUUGACUCAUUCAUCGAACAAAUCACAGGCAAAGGAGGCCACUUCAACAUCUCAUCGUCUCUUGAGGGAAUGGAGAACCAGAAGAAUGAGAAAGGGAGAAAUGGAAUCCAAAUUACUAGCGAAAUAGACAACCACAAAGAUUUGAAUGAAGGCAUUAUUUCAGCAGAUGUUGAAUGCGAUGACAGUGGGAUUGGGCUGGAUCUCGAGAAAUCCAGAAUGUCAUCCACAGAGGAGGUCACUGAUGAAGCAGAUGGCCAGAAGAACAGACUCGGUAUGAAAGGAAGAAGUUUACAGAAGGACUUACAAGAUGGUGGCUCCAUCGAUAAAGCAGAGGUCUAUGGCGAAAAGGAACCUUCGUUAACGAUACAGCCAAAACGUCGCUUUUCUGAUCUUGAUGUUCAUUUAAAAAUGAUGGGCGAUAAGACCUAUCCAUUUUUUCAACCAAAUCCGGAAGAAUAUCCAGAAAUAGAUGGACCAGCAAACACAGGAGACAUUGUGGCUGAAUCAGAUCAGUUAGAACUGAAACAGGAAGCAAAGGUGGAUAACUGUGAUCAGGAAGCAGUUAGUGGACUCUCACUGAAACAUGAUUCUCAUCUCAAUGGUAAAGAAAACAAUAAUGUUGUUUUAUCUCCUGUAAUGGAUGUGGACAUUGAUAAUACAUCGAAAGAAGGUGUUUCUGAUUCGAAACCCGUUUUAGAAUCGGUAAAUGAAAACUCAUUAGACAAGGAUAUAAACAAUAGCAAGCCAGUUGAUAAGGAAUCGAAGGCAAAAAAUGUUACAGAGGAGAAAGACGACAGGGAAAAAGCUGAAGCAACAGAAAAAGAUUCAGAAGAUGCAGAUCUUCUCGAUGAUAUGCUGGAAUAUCUGAAGAAUAAUAGGAAAGGUUCUAGGCGAUCAAUGACGACGGAUAGCGGUUUAGGAGAUGAUGAUUACAGGGACAGCUCUCCCGAUUCUGAUUGUGAAAACCAUGAACAUCGGCGGAAACGAUCACAAGACAAUACAGACCACCACUCGAAAGGAAAGCCAUCCGUCUUUAGCAAACCUUUGAACAAGAUGAAGAUACCAAAGAUUUUAAUUGAAGAAAGUGAUGAAGUAGAAGAACAAGAGUUUUUGCAUCCUGAAGUAGUGACCGAAUCCCAAACAGAAAGAGAUCCCACUGUAGCGGUACCUGAAGUUCUUGAUUCACCGAGAUCUCACACUGAGGAAAUGAACGAGAUGGACAAAGAGAACAUUGAACCUAUUCAAAAAUCACAUUUGGAAAAUGCAAUGAGAGUAGAGGUGGACAUUGUCCAAGGCAACAACAAUAUCGAAAGUAUGAUAUCCGCAAAUGUAGUUGCAACUGAAGAGGCGCCGUGUUCAAAAGUUGACUUGGUGGAAGAAAAGGAAACCAAAAAUGAAGAAGAUAAUGAGAAAAGAGAAAUACAGAAACAAGAUCUUCACGUACCUAUUGUUUACGCUGAGCUAGAGUCGGAUAUCGAUACUGCUAGCGAAAUUGGUAACAUGACCGAACUUUACGAGACAGCGGACGAUACUGAGUAUGAAAAACGACUAGCUACACAACUAGAGUCUGAACUUGGAACCAGUAUGGAAAGUAUUACAAACAAGGACGACGAGGAGAGACUCAAGAUUCUUGGUAGAAGAUAUGAGCUGAAUACCAGCAGUAGGGAGAGCAGUAUGCCUGUUAGUGAUUACGAUUUCCAGUGUCGAAAAGAUUCCUUGCGAAACGACAGGCGAUCCACUCUCAGAAAGCAAUACAUGAUUGUGGAUUCUGAUGAAGACGAUGAUACUCAUAGUCUUCGUCCUGUGUAUGAUGAUGAUUACUUUGCAAGCACAGAAUCCUUGGGAAUAGGUGUAUCCAGAGAGAGUUUGGACAAAACAUUCUCGCAGUUGGAAUUGUUAUGCGGAGAAGUUAUUCCUGAGACAGAUGAAAAUGUUCUUUCCAGAAGUGGUUCCCGAGAUGACGGUUGCGAUCCAGUUGAAAAUGAUAACAAGGAUUUUAAGAUGCUUGAAAAAAAUCAACAGAAUCCGAAUAUCUUUACAGAGUGUUCAGAUACAGCAUAUUCUGAGAGUUUGUCUUCUGAACCUGAGGAUAUUGAGGAUAUUCUAGCAAAGAAAGCAAAAGAAAUUCAGCAAGAAAUGGAUACUCUUAGUCUCGCAUGGACAGAGGAAGAAUCUGUUGAAAACCAGAAGAUGUCCAAUAACGUAGAAAAGCUUCAGGAUACGAAACCAGAAGUCCCUAACCAGAUUAUCCACACAGAGAUUGGAGAUAAAGUACAAAUCAAAUCGAGGAAUGAAAGUUUUGUCAGGGAAUCUGAAAGACCUCAGGAAACUACUGAAGAUUCGCUCGCAUCUUCUCCUUCGUCUGAAAAGGCAAAACUUAGUGAAUUAAAUGAAGGUUCUCCCUUAAAGGCAGAACUAUCUAACAAAGAGGUCUCUUCGACUAGAGAAAAUGUUUUGAAAGAAAGGGAAGGAAAGUUAAAUAUUAUUGAGGACAUUUCUGAAGAGCAAAUGAGAGCGGCAGUAGAAAACGAGAAAGACUCUCUAUUUGUUCAAGCGGAAGUUAAGAAGACCAAAGAGCAAAUACAAGAUUGUUUAAAUAAUUGCGAAACAGAUUCAGCCAAACGAGAACAAAGUUCUGUCAGUGAACAUGAACCAGUUAAACAGGUUGAUGAAGGCGUCAUUGUUGCAACAGAUUUAGCUAAACGAGAACGAACCAUCUGA